AAUUAGUUAAUAGGCGCACAAAGUUGAAUCAUCUGUUAUUACUGAUAUCUUAAUAUAUCGCUGAAUUACGCUGUUCUACUUUAUUUUAUAACUUAUAAGAUAAUAUUAUGAUUGUUUUGACUUUUAAAUGCUACGAAUUACAAUUCAAUUGAAUUUUGAGAUAAAAUUCCAAAAUAUUAAUCACGUAUACCAUUAAUAAUUGCGUAGUUAUUUUCGUAGUGAUAUUGUAAUUUGUAAUCAUUAACUACAAUAAUACAAUACUACAUUAUUAUUGAGUUUGAUUUGCAGUUGUAUUAUUAUAUUUAAAUUUAAAUUUCAUCAAUUCCUUUUAAAUUCAAAUAUCAAUAAAUACUACUCCGAUAGUGUGAGUUGUACUGUGUUCUAGUUAUAAAUUUUAAAUAUUCAAAUCUACAUAAUAUACAAAUCAUGACAUCAACUAAUACAUUGGAGGAUAACAUCAAAAUGUUGGAACAAUACAUAGAAUAUUUUCCAGACUUUCCUAAACCAGGAAUCUUAUAUAAGGAUGUAUUAUCAGUAUUAAGUCACAGUGAUGGAAUAAAAUUGUUGGAGGUAAUAUUGAAACAAAUAUCCAUUAAACUGCGUGGUAAAGUUGACUGUGUAGCCAUGUUGGAGACUCGUGGUUUUAUUUUUGCUCCAAUACUUUCUUUACACCUUAAUGUACCAUGCAUACCUGUCAGUAAAAAGGGAAAUUUACCAGGCCCCGUUAUUGAAUUGCCAUAUAUUUUGGAAUAUGGAGAAGAUAUUUUGACAGUGCAAUUAAAUAGUAUUACAAAAGGACAGAAGAUAUUCAUAGUAGAUGACUUUCUUGCAACUGGAGGCACAUUAGAAGCCGCUUCAAGAUUAAUUGAAAAAGCAGGCGGAGAAGUUGUACAAGGAUUGGUAUUAAUGGAAAAGUUGGAAUUAGAAGGACGUAAAAGAUUAAAUUUUCCAAUGAUAUCAUUAUUAUCUGAAUAAUUGUUUGCUGUCAAAAAUAUACUAAUUUUUAUAUUUUAACAAUAAUUUAUUAAUUAUAGUUAUUAAUAAAUCAUUAUUGUUUAAAAAAAAAAUGUAUUUGUGAUGUUUAUAUUCCAUAAUAUUGUUGUUUAAUGAUUGUAUAAUUUAUUUGUCUAAAAUAUCUAUUAAAUAAAAAUAUUUUUUCACA
This is a messenger RNA of Aphis gossypii (cotton aphid), 1162 nucleotides long. RefSeq names its product adenine phosphoribosyltransferase-like. The record is from RefSeq and is a predicted model, not a curated record. Gene Ontology annotation, biological process: adenine salvage; AMP salvage. Gene Ontology annotation, molecular function: adenine phosphoribosyltransferase activity; AMP binding; adenine binding. The transcript is spliced from 5 exons. The coding region runs from base 427 to 975 and encodes 182 amino acids. NCBI's taxonomy places the organism in Eukaryota, Metazoa, Arthropoda, Insecta, Hemiptera, Aphididae. Gene Ontology annotation, cellular component: cytoplasm.